AUUUUUGCUUCUCGUUCACCAAUUUCUAUAAUUUUGGUUGAAAUUUGUAAUGACCAAAAACGCGAGGAAAUUACUGAAUUGGAAAGACUAGCAACUGCGGGAACUAGACUAAACUACCAUGGAAGAAAACCUGAACGUGAUUGUACUCAAUAUGUCUCAAUAUCUUCUUGUCGUUUUGAGGAAAGUAAACCAAAUGAUCUUAAAGCGUUAAUUGCUGAAAGGGGUCUUUCAACAAUUGGACAACAAAUGUGUACUUGGAUGCUUAGAAAUGGCUACCAAAAAGUCCCUCCUACUGUUGAUAUGCAAAUGUUGGAUCCUAUACUAACCGAUGUUCCGGCGCAAAACAUCUCUCUCACCGUCCAAUCUAAUAGAAGUGGCGGGCCAUCAACAUCAACAAGUUCAAAUGCAACAACAAUCAGUAGACCGACUUCCUGGAAACGUUCGUUAUUCAAUCAGUUUUCCCUACGACAAUUUCGAAAAACAUCCAAACAACGAAACCAAAAUAACCAAAAACAGCUCAAUUCUGCGGGUAACAGAUCCACUUCUACCUGAUA
This is a messenger RNA of Meloidogyne enterolobii, 554 nucleotides long. The record is from the annotation of a GenBank genome assembly. NCBI's taxonomy places the organism in Eukaryota, Metazoa, Nematoda, Chromadorea, Rhabditida, Meloidogynidae.